This is a messenger RNA of Pseudo-nitzschia multistriata, 942 nucleotides long. Lineage: Eukaryota; Bacillariophyta; Bacillariophyceae; Bacillariales; Bacillariaceae. The record is from the annotation of a GenBank genome assembly.
UUAUUUCCUAUCUCAGACUUCAUUGAGAAGAAGACUUUUCUUUCAUGUAUACGGCUCCCUCUCAAGUAUAAAUCCCAAACUCCCUCGAGGCACGAUGACCACCCGUUAGUAAAAAAUAGAGUAGAUUACGUUUGACUUUUUCACGACGAACAUACGAAUACAUUGGUUCCACAAAUUAGCAGCAGCCCCGACUGUUUGCGUUUGAGCGUUCGUUCAAUCCCGGCAAUCCACCUACUCCGCCGCUGUUGGCCAUUCCCAUCUUGAUCCCGUUCGAUUCGUUCGUGACAUCGAUUUCUCCGCUGACGAUUUUUCCAUGAAUGUUCUCGGCCGUGUUGAUGAAUGCAGGUUCGACGUUGUAUGCUGUUUUGGCGGAUGUUUCCAAAAAGAUCAACCCGUUGGCCUCGGCAAAUGCCUUUCCUUCUUCGGUGGACACGGCCCUGCGGUGCUCGAGAUCGUUCUUGUUUCCGAUCAGCAUGAUUACCAUAUUGGACUGGGCGUGCUGGCGCGCCUCCUCGAGCCACCGCGACAAGUGCUGGAAGGUGUCUCUCCGGGUUAUAUCGUAGACCAAGAGGGCUCCUGCAGCGCCUCGGUAAUACGACCGGGUGAUACUUCGAAAGGAUUCCUGUCCGGCCGUAUCCCAGAUUUGCAACUUCACGAGUUUGUCACUGUCCAAGUUCACCAUUCGUGCACCGAACUCGACCCCGAUGGUCAAGUCGUGAACUGGUUGGAAUCGCUUGUCCGUGAACUGCAACAGCAGACAGGACUUUCCAACCCCUGCGCAAUUUUUCCACACGAGAUGCCGACACCAUUCGGAUUAUUGCAAUCAUUUAUUUGCACAAGACGAUGUGACGCAACAGAAAAGCACGGAGAUUAGAUUUUCGUUUGAUUCGACGGCGAACAAGGAUUGCACUGUCAUCGUAGCAAUAGAAACAUGACCGAGCC